AUGCGCAACACCGACAUCUUCGACCGUCGCUAUGAAGGUGUUCAUAUUGGCGCUGCCUGGGUUAGCAUGAUCGAGCCUGAGCCAGGUCAUGAAGGGGAGUUCAAUCGAUGGUAUUCUGACGAUCACUUUUAUGCCGGCGGUAUGUGUCUCGCGGGAAUAUUCGCAGGACGUCGGUGGGUUGCAACUAAAGAGCUACGGGAACUCCGUCAUUCGAGCGAUGAAGAUUUAGCACGAUACGGCUGCUACCUGCACACCAAUUUAUUUGACGAUGACCAGUUGCGUGGUGUCAAUGUGGCAUUGAGCACGACGCUUGAACAUUUGGGUAAAGAAGGACGAAUGUAUGCCACAGAAAUUCCCAGACGGCAUAUCUACACAGCGAUCACACCGUACGAAGGCGUGGUCUACCGGGAUUCGACGGCGGAAGGACCACGCGACAUUCAUGCACUCGACUAUCCAUUUGCCGGUGUCGUUGUAGAAAUAAUAGACGCCCAUCAUCAACACCACAGGGCAGCUUUGCUGCAAUGGUUACGCACCAAAUUCAUCCCCAAAGCUAUUUCCACAAGCUCCGCACUUAUGUGUCUUGUGUUUAGACAUGAACAUCUUCCAGAGAUUAUUAAGUCGCCCAGACUCCCACCCCAGCAUCCUACUGGAAAAUCUCGGGUUGUGCUUUUGUGGUUUCUGGAACGCGACCCACGACCUGUUUGGAACACCGAGUUUGCUGAUCAUCCUGCAACAGUGCAGGAAUCCGGCAUGGGGAAUCUGGUGUUUGCUGGACCUUUCAUCCCAACAAUUCCUGGUAGUAAUCGGUAUGUUGAUGAGCUUAGGUGA
Molecule: messenger RNA, 828 nt
Organism: Exophiala bonariae
Lineage: Eukaryota; Fungi; Ascomycota; Eurotiomycetes; Chaetothyriales; Herpotrichiellaceae
Exons: 1
Coding region: 1-828 (275 amino acids)
Source: RefSeq, a predicted model, not a curated record